CUUGUUUACGACUCUUCCGAUUGCGUGCGGUUGGCCAACUUGUAACGAGUUCCAGUGGCGCUGCUAUCUUUUGUGUUGGCUUGGCGCCUUUCCUGUAUUGGUGUGUUCAGUGUAGUAGUGAUUGUGUUACACGUUUCAAAAUGGCUGGUGGUAAAGCGGGUAAAGAUUCUGGCAAAGCUAAGGCUAAAGCAGUAUCGAGAUCAGCUAGGGCAGGACUUCAGUUUCCCGUCGGAAGAAUUCACAGACAUUUAAAAAAUAGGACGACAAGCCAUGGACGUGUUGGAGCCACGGCAGCCGUUUAUUCGGCAGCUAUUUUAGAAUAUCUUACCGCUGAGGUUCUUGAAUUGGCUGGAAAUGCUUCCAAAGAUCUCAAGGUGAAACGUAUUACACCAAGACAUUUGCAACUUGCUAUCAGAGGAGAUGAAGAGUUAGACAGUCUCAUUAAAGCCACCAUUGCAGGAGGUGGUGUCAUUCCCCACAUUCACAAAUCACUUAUCGGAAAGAAAGGUGGUCCUGGAGCACCAGUUUAAUCUAGAACUUAUCAAGACUUCAUAUUGCAUUUGACUCUGGACAAGACAUCAACACUUCAAAACUCAACCAAUCUGGGAAACAUAGUUUUUUUAAUAGUGAUGUAAUGGAGCAGUGAUGUGACUACAGUGAACUAUUUGUCCGGACUUCUAGCUUAUAAGUAUUAGUUAUAUUCUAGCAUUAAGGAGAUUUAUGAUUGUAUUAGAAUUGAGUUUGAAUUUCUUAGUUUGUUAACUGGACAUUUUAUUUGCUAAGAAACUGUGAAUGCUGUGUUAAAUUGUCUUGCUACUAGGUUCAAUUACUUCUGGACUAGAAUUUAGUGCGACAUAAUUUAAACUUCCCUUGACUACUACAACAUUAUAAUUUUAAGCCUUGAGCUAUAAUACUUUAUUCAGUUUUGUAUUUUUUUUUACAUUGGUACAGUAAUAAUGGUCAACACAUAUUGUAUGUUGUUCUAAAUUGUAAUUUGGUAUGAUUGAACUGUUACAAGUUGUAAGAAAUGUAUUUUGAUCUUUAAAAUAUAAUGAAGAACUUAAAAU
This is a messenger RNA of Diatraea saccharalis (sugarcane borer), 1067 nucleotides long. The record is from the annotation of a GenBank genome assembly. Lineage: Eukaryota; Metazoa; Arthropoda; Insecta; Lepidoptera; Crambidae.